Messenger RNA from Penicillium concentricum, 414 nucleotides. RefSeq lists its product as uncharacterized. Bases 1 to 414 code for a protein of 137 amino acids. The record is from RefSeq and is a predicted model, not a curated record. The transcript is spliced from 2 exons. NCBI's taxonomy places the organism in Eukaryota, Fungi, Ascomycota, Eurotiomycetes, Eurotiales, Aspergillaceae.
AUGGCGGCAAGCAUACAGCAACGGAUAGUCAUAAUAUCAACCAUUACGGAUCCCAAGUAUCUCUUUCCUGGAAGCAUCUUUGGAAUUUUCCGAGACGAGUUGGCGCUACAAAAGUUUUCCAUAGCAAGAAUCACUUCCGACCCCAAGCAACAUUUCAGCCAAGGAAUUGAUGGCUUGACCGAACCGAGCGAGGACGCUGAGUUUGAUGCUGAAAUGGCCGGAAUUUCGUUCAGUGAAUGGAUCGAUCGGUUGACACCCGUGUUAAUGAAUAGAGAUCAGUCUUUGUAUGAUAAGGAAUGGAAAUAUCAAGAUGAAUGGUUCGAUAAGAUGGUACCUACAAUCCCCGACUCGUCGAAUGCCGUUUCGUAUACCUGCAAAGACAGGCCGAUGCCCUGCAAAUACCGAUGUUAUUAA